This is a messenger RNA of Salvia miltiorrhiza (redroot sage), 1687 nucleotides long. Its product is annotated as transcription factor bHLH68-like. The coding region runs from base 467 to 1417 and encodes 316 amino acids. Gene Ontology annotation, biological process: regulation of transcription by RNA polymerase II. Gene Ontology annotation, cellular component: nucleus. Gene Ontology annotation, molecular function: DNA-binding transcription factor activity, RNA polymerase II-specific; RNA polymerase II cis-regulatory region sequence-specific DNA binding; protein dimerization activity. NCBI's taxonomy places the organism in Eukaryota, Viridiplantae, Streptophyta, Magnoliopsida, Lamiales, Lamiaceae. The record is from RefSeq and is a predicted model, not a curated record. The transcript is spliced from 10 exons.
CAAAGAUAAAGUUUCUCAAAACAUUUUACAUCUUUUUAUAGUAUUAUUUUAUUAUUCGUCCUAAUAUUCUUAUUAUAAAUACUGCUAAGGGGUAUCAAACUAACAAGCUAGUAUAUAUCCUAUACUAUUAUUUUAUAAAUUAUUAUACAUUAAUAUAAGUUGUAACAACUUUUGCAGUAGGAGAUCAAAAUUUCCCCAGAAGCUCCCCCUCUCUCUCUCUCUCUUGAUUUGGCUUAUACUUAAUCAAGUAGAGAGUAGAACCUCAAAAAGUUUGUAUGUCAAGGUCAUUCUCAAGAGCUUGAAAGAAGAAGGAAAAAAAGUAAAGCGAAAGUGAAAAGACAAAAGAAAAGGUCGAGAGAGAAAGUAAAAUAAACGAAUUAGAGGAGAGAGCGAAGUCGAUCAUUUAAAUCUUUUGUAUCAGGAAAAGAUAUUAUUUUCUUUUAUUCUUUUGUUUUGUGAAAGAGAUAUGAAUGAAGGGAUUGUGCAGAGCUCUUCGGUGCAGCAAAUGGUGGGCGCCGGCAGCAACAACUGGUUUACCACCAACUCUUUGUUAGCUGCGACGUCGCCGCCGCCCAAUCACACCCCUCACCACUCAGCGCCACCGCUCUCAUGGGCUGUCUCUCAGGAACUUCCACACUCAUGGAGCCAACUAGUCUUAGGGUUUGGUGGAGAAGAGGAUAAGGGUGGGCUUAACCAUAUGCAGCUGAAAAAUGUGGAGAAUUGGGAGCAACAACUUGUCAGUAAUAGCUCAAUCAGCUCCGCCGACGCCAAGAGAGAAAACUCCGCGGCCAGCUACGCUUACGGCGCCGGAAAUCUUGAAUUCACGGCGACAUCAACCAACUGCUUGUCUCCUCCCAAAUCUUGUGUAACUACUUCCAGCAUGUGCACCGACAUGUUUGGUUUCUCUAGCAAAUCAUCCGAGAUUUUGAUGAAGUGCAACGGUGGGGCUGCUAAGAAAUCGAAGAUGAAUCCAACAACUUCAGCCCAAUCUGGCAUCAAGGUGAGAAAAGAAAAAUUGGGGGACAGGAUUACAGCCCUUCACCAGCUAGUGUCCCCAUUCGGCAAGACUGACACAGCUUCUGUGUUGCUGGAAGCAAUUGGAUACAUUAGAUUCCUUCAACGUCAAAUUGAGGCCCUAAGCCUACCGUACUUGGCCACUGGAUCAGGGAACAUCACCCACCAACAACCUGUUAAAAGGGAGAGUGGGAGCUGUCUAUUCCCAGAGCACCCUGGCCAGCUUCUCAAUGAGAGCCAGAGAAAAAGGAAAGCUAUUUCUGAAGAGGAAUGUGAUGAAGAGGCAAAGAAGGAUUUAAAGAGUAGAGGGCUGUGCUUGGUUCCAUUAUCAUGCACAGUUGAUUUUGGGAGUGAAAAUGGAGCUGAUUAUUGGGCUCCAUCUUUUGCUGGGAAUUUUCAAUAAUUUAAGUAUUAUUGUAAUAGCGAGAGGGAACUACAAUGAACUUAGUAAUUAAAUGACGUGACAUCAUAAGCAGUCAGUCCUUAAAUUUCAUGAGAUUGACUGCUUAUGAUGAUAUGCAUUUUUUUAAAAGUUCAGAUUAGGUGGAAUAUAAUGUGUCAUGUUGCACGUGCUUCAAUUAACCAUAUAGUAUAAUUUAGAAUUCGUGGUGGGAAUAUCUUAUGUAUAAUUGUGUUUCCCACAUCUUAAUGCAGUGAAAAGGCUCUUGUAAUA